This is a messenger RNA of Saccoglossus kowalevskii, 1230 nucleotides long. Its product is annotated as acyl-coenzyme A thioesterase 1-like. Gene Ontology annotation, molecular function: fatty acyl-CoA hydrolase activity. Lineage: Eukaryota; Metazoa; Hemichordata; Enteropneusta; Harrimaniidae. Gene Ontology annotation, biological process: acyl-CoA metabolic process; fatty acid metabolic process. The record is from RefSeq and is a predicted model, not a curated record.
AUGAUCAGACAGUUAAUUCAUGAUCGUCCAACGAUGAAAUUCAGAAAACAGAUACCUACAAUAAGUGUUAAUCCGAAAAUCGGCAGAGCAGAUCAACCAGUAUGCAUCCAAGCUUCUAGACUUCCACCGUUGACACCAUUCACGGUAAGAUCUCGUGUCAUGGAUGAGAAAGGACGAACAUUUGAGGCUCAUGGACACUAUACAGCAUCGACCAAUGGUAAAAUUCAUUUAAAUAAACAUCCAUCCAUAGGAGGAACAUACACAGGUAUCGAACCAAUGGGGUUAUUUUGGAGUAUGGUACAAUCACCAGGACAGAAAAAAGGCAUUAGAUAUGUCAAGUUGGAUGUAACACAGCCCAGUAACGUAGAAUUGUCUCUAUACCCUGGAUAUCUUGGCAUUAAUGAAUUGCAAGACUCAAAACCAAUGACGACAACAAGAAUCCUACGUGUCUUCAUGGACGAACACAUGGAAAGAUUUGAAGUAAAAGUAGGCAGAGUUCGUGGAACGCUAAUUAAACCGAAAGGUAGUGGACCAUUUCCGGGUAUUAUUGAUAUGUAUGGUGCACUUGGGGGUCUUUUAGAAAUGCGUGCUUCCUUGCUGGCUAACUAUGGUUAUGCUGUAUUGGCACUUGGUUAUUGUCGUUACAAGGAUUUACCGGAAAACUUUUUGCGAAUUGACCUUGACUAUUUUGAGGAAUCCAUUAAUUGGUUCACUAGUCAGGAAUGCGUCAUGACUGGAGGCAUAGGAACAAUAGGUCUGUCAAAGGGAGCAGAGCUGGCAGUUACAAUGGCAGUGUAUUUUCCUGACAAGAAAGGUGGAGAAUUCCCCAAACUUGGUACCUCUGACCUGAAUAUCACUACGUUUAAUCUUUCAAACGUGGUGGAGAAUCCGGGCAGAUAUGACAACAGUAAACUCGUCAUCAUCGAUGGCAAUGCAUGUUCUUUGGAGCUCUUGGAUGAUCCUGUCGAUGAAGCUGUUUUUGAUUUCAGCAGAGUGAAAGCAGAGAUGUUGUAUAUAGCUGUUGGAGAUGACCUGCUUUGUAAAACUCCAUUUUAUGCAGAAGAAGCAAUCAAAAGAAUUAGAUCACUUAACAAGUCCAAUUAUCGCUACUUAUACUAUCCAGGAGCUGGCCAUCUUGUUCAACCACCGAAUACGCCAUUGAGUGAUUUGGCUCCCCAUUGGUUUGAAAGUGAGUAUCAUCUUAUUACCAUAUACGUCAUAUCAGAUUAG